Molecule: messenger RNA, 2290 nt
Organism: Cyanistes caeruleus (blue tit)
Lineage: Eukaryota; Metazoa; Chordata; Aves; Passeriformes; Paridae
Gene: SLC7A5
Product: solute carrier family 7 member 5
Biological process (GO): neutral amino acid transport; amino acid transmembrane transport
Cellular component (GO): membrane
Molecular function (GO): L-amino acid transmembrane transporter activity; neutral L-amino acid transmembrane transporter activity
Source: RefSeq, a predicted model, not a curated record
GUGGUCUGGGCCGUGUGCGGAGCCUUCUCCAUCGUGGGCGCGCUGUGCUACGCCGAGCUCGGCACCACCAUCACCAAGUCCGGCGGGGACUACGCCUACAUGCUGGAGGUGUACGGCUCCCUGCCCGCCUUCCUCAAGCUCUGGAUUGAGCUGCUCAUCAUCCGGCCCUCCUCGCAGUACAUCGUGGCUCUGGUGUUCGCCACGUACCUGCUCAAGCCCAUCUUCCCCACCUGCCCCGUGCCCGACGAGGCUGCCAAGCUGGUGGCCUGUCUGUGUGUCCUGCUGCUCACAGCUGUGAACUGCUACAGUGUCAAAGCUGCCACCCGUGUGCAGGACGCCUUUGCUGCGGCCAAGCUGCUGGCGCUGGCUCUCAUCAUCAUCCUGGGCUUCGUGCAGCUGGCAAAGGGUGAUGUGGAAAACCUGACCCCAGAGAGAUCCUUCAAGGGCACCAAGGUGGGCGUUGGGAACAUCGUGCUGGCUCUGUACAGCGGCCUCUUUGCCUAUGGAGGAUGGAAUUACUUGAAUUUUGUGACAGAAGAGAUGAUAAAUCCCUACAGAAACCUGCCCCUGGCUAUCAUCAUCUCCCUGCCUGUCGUCACUCUGGUGUAUGUGCUGACCAACUUGGCUUACUUCACCACGCUGAGCACCGAGCAGAUGCUGACGUCCGAGGCCGUGGCCGUGGAUUUUGGGAACUACCACCUCGGUGUCAUGUCCUGGAUCAUCCCUGUCUUUGUUGGGCUCUCGUGCUUUGGGUCUGUCAAUGGAUCUCUUUUCACCUCUUCCCGGCUGUUCUUCGUGGGAUCCCGAGAGGGGCACCUGCCUUCCAUCCUGUCCAUGAUCCACCCCCGGCUGCUCACCCCCGUGCCGUCCCUCGUGUUCACGUGUGUCAUGACCCUGCUCUAUGCCUUCUCCAACAACAUCUUCUCAGUCAUCAACUUCUUCAGCUUCUUCAACUGGCUGUGUGUGGCCCUGGCCAUCAUCGGGAUGAUGUGGCUGCGCUACAAGAAGCCGGAGCUGGAGAGGCCCAUCAAGGUGAACAUCUGCCUGCCCAUCUUCUUCAUCCUGGCCUGCCUGUUCCUCAUCGCUGUUUCCUUCUGGAUGACGCCCAAGGAAUGCGGGAUUGGCUUUGUCAUCAUCCUCAGUGGGAUCCCCAUUUACUUCUUCGGGGUCUGGUGGCAAAACAAGCCCAAGUGGAUUCUCCAAGCCAUCUUCUCUGCCACCGUCCUGUGCCAGAAGCUGAUGGAAGUGGUUCCUCAGGAAUCCUAGGCAGGAAAAGCAGGGACGCUGAGCUCGAGGAAACGCACAACGUUAUUUUGAGAUGACACAAGGAUCCGACCCCUCACUCCCGAAUCCCAGGCGCCGGAGCUGCCUCCUGCUGCCAGCACGGCCCCAGGGCUCUGCCCACCUCCUGCAGCCCCUGCAGCCCCUCAGACCAGCCAGGAGAAGUCCUUGGUACGAGCAGCAGCCAGGAGGAGGAAUUCCAAAGGGCAAUUCCAGAGGGGUGCUGCCUGUGGCCUCUGUGUGUGUGUGAGGGCUGUGCUUGGCUCUGGGCUCCUUUGCUUUGGCUCUGGGAUCUGCUGGAGCCUGGUUUGAGCGUUCAGAGUGCCUGGGGGGUUCUGAGCUGCCUUACCUGGCCCAGGGGGGUGGGAAGCAGAGCUUGGCUGCUGUUGGCUCGCUCUCCCAGCUCCCAGCCCCAUGGGCAGAGGGACGAGGCAGAGCAGGGUCAGUGGCGUGGGGGGGCCUCACCUGGCUGUCACUGCCUUCCUCCCCCGGGGCCCUGCCACCCUCUGGGCUUGGAUCACCACUCUCAGGUCCAAGCCAGCUCCCUGCUGCUGAGUCCCUUCUCCAGGAUGCUCUUCCCCACAAUGCCCAUCCCUGGGAAUGAGCACUGAGGGGGGAGUUCCUGCUGGGAAACCCCGGAGCUGCAGCCAGCACGAGGCCAAGUCCUUGGCUUGCUCAUUCCAUGCUUUUCUGUGCCAGGCUUACAUCCAGCAUGGGAUGAGCAGCUCUGUGCUCUCUCUCCUCAUGGCCCUGCUCAGGGAGCCGUGUUUGUCCCUGAACCAUCUGCAGAGAGAAGUGAAGGGUGGGGAUUGCCCUGGCACAUUCCCUGGGGUCUCUCCGUGUGCUGCUGUGUUUCCUCUGGAAUGUGCCACAGAGAUGGCACCAGCUGGGUCUGGGGUGUGGAGGAGGGAGAUGUCCUGGCUGGCUGGGGCCACCUGGGGCUGCUGGAGGUCCUGGAAUGGUUGGGUGGGAAGGGACCUCAAAGCUCAUCCCAUCCCACCCCUGCCAU